AUGUUUGAAUUUAAGUGGCCUGCUGCAAUCGCAGGUGACCACAGCCUAGAUCUCCGUCUUUCCGGGGCCUUUGUCCUUCUGCCCGCCGAAAUCGAGCCCGCGCUUUGCAGCCCCUUCGGCCGAUCGGAGUUGCUGGCCGCCAUUGAGGACGUGGCUGUGGUCUUUAGUCAGGAAGAGUGGGCCAUGCUGGACGUCGCCCAGCAGAAAUUCUACAGAGACGUGAUGAUGGAAACCUUCAGAAACUUGGCAUCUUUAGAAAUAAAAGCGCUUGAUGGUUUUGAGUGUGGAAGAGCUGUCAUGGAUCCCACAGCACAUCGAACUGCAUCUCACAAAGGAUGGGAACGGAAGGAACAAGGAGAAGCACACUGUUGUUCUUCCGUCCUCACGGCCAAAAGAACAGUCAGUGUCAAGCGAGCCCAUGAAUGCAAAGCUUGCCACAAAGCCUUGGCAUCUCUCUCUGACGUGAAGGACACUGUGGUUACGCUCACUGGUGAGAAAUGCCGAUGUCACCAGAAGACACCGGUGAGGAAUUCUAAGCAUGAAGGUGAAGGAUGUGGUCAGACUUCUAAUCAGCUGUCAUCCAUCGUGUUGUGUAAACAAACUCCUACCCCAGACCAGCCUCAUGAAGACAAGCUGUGUGGGGAAGCUUUUUUCUAUUCUUCUACCCUUGAGAAACAUAAAAGACCCCACAGUGGAGAGAAACCCUAUAAAUGUAAGGAGUGUGGCAAAGGGUUCAGCCAUUCCUCCUACCUCAACGUUCAUAGGAGAAUUUAUAGUGGAGAAAAGAAGCCUUAUGAAUGUAAUGAAUGCGGCAAGGCCUUUACCUGCUCUUCCUCCCUCAAGACCCACGCGCGCACUCACAGUGGAGAGAGGCCGUAUGAGUGCAAGGAAUGUGGGAAGACCUUCAUCUAUUCCUCCCAUUUCACCAUCCAUCAGAGAAUUCAUAGUGGAGAAAAGCCUUAUGAAUGCAAAGAAUGUGGGAAGGGCUUCAGCUCGUCCUCCCACCUCAACAUACAUCAGAGAAUUCAUACUGGCGAAAAGCCUUACGAAUGCAAGGAAUGUGGGAAAGCCUUCAGCUGUUCUUGGACCCUCAAGGCCCACACGCGUACACACAGUGGAGAGAGGCCGUAUGAGUGUAAUGAGUGUGGGAAAACCUUCAUGUAUUCCUCCCAAUUCAGCAUACACAAGAGAAUCCACACUGGAGAAAAGCCUUAUGAAUGUAACGCAUGCGGGAAGGCCUUCGGCGAUUCCUCCAGCCUCUACGUACAUAACAGAAUCCACGGUCGGGAAAAGCUUUACGUAUGUAAGGAAUGUGGGAAGGCCUUCAGCUGCUCUUCGUACCUCAAGACCCACACACGGAUUCACAGUGGAGAGAGACCUUACGGGUGUCAGGAAUGUGGGAAGGCCUUUAGUUCCUCUCCGUCCCUCAGGUCCCAUUCGCGCACACACAGUGGAGAGAGGCCUUAUCAAUGUAAGGAGUGUGGGAACACCUUCAGGUGGUCCUUACAACUCAACAGACAUAAGAGAAUUCACAGCGAAGAAAAGCCGUAA
Molecule: messenger RNA, 1551 nt
Organism: Elephantulus edwardii (Cape elephant shrew)
Lineage: Eukaryota; Metazoa; Chordata; Mammalia; Macroscelidea; Macroscelididae
Product: zinc finger protein 14-like
Exons: 4
Coding region: 1-1551 (516 amino acids)
Biological process (GO): regulation of transcription by RNA polymerase II
Cellular component (GO): nucleus
Molecular function (GO): DNA-binding transcription factor activity, RNA polymerase II-specific; RNA polymerase II transcription regulatory region sequence-specific DNA binding
Source: RefSeq, a predicted model, not a curated record